GUAUCACCAUGCCUGGAUCGAGAAAAGAUUGAGCAGCCGAAGCUUUCACUUGCCAUUGUUCGCCUUUCCAAUUUGGCUAAUCACAUUGGCGAGCCAGUGGACAUCAUUGCAGUUGCCGAAAAAGUUAAUGACAUCAUGCAGGUAACAGCUCGCAGCAGCGGAGCACAACUUAACAAAAGAGAUAUCCAGUUGAUUGAUACUUCGGAGACGGAAAUUAUGUUAACACUUUGGGGCGACCAGACUCGGCUCUACGACAAAGAGAUAGAGGGGCAAACGAUUGAAACAACAAAACUGUACCGGUGGUACCGAGAAACGAGGCCGUCUGUUCAGCCACGUAACUUGACAACAUUUGGAGGUGGUGGCGACAACUACGCUCGAGAUCUUCGUGUCAUUGGCCUGUCGCAGCUGAGUCGCCUUGGACACAAUGCUGAGAAGGGAGCAUAUUUCAACGUUACAGCAAUGAUUUCGUCGAUGAAAGCCGAUGGCGCUCUUUAUAAGGCAAUAAUUUGCUUUUGUGUGCAUAGCUGUGGAACGAAUGGAUGUAAGAAGAAAGUGGUGGAAAUGGAUGAUCAGUAUCGAUGCGAAAAAUGCGAUGUGACUUUGGAUAAGUACAAAUAUGUGCUGCUGUUGUCGAUGGAAAUAUCGGAUUUCUCGGGUUCACAGUGGGUAACACUUUUCGAAGAUAAAGCCGUUAAAUUGCUUAAAAAAGACGCUGAAUCACUUGGACAAUUGCUGGAUAAUGACAUGCUGGACGAGUACAACGAAGUGUUCAGCGCAGUGCGUUUUCGCGUAUACACAUUCCGUAUUCGAGCAAAAUCCGAAUUUUAUAACGUGAGUUAA
This is a messenger RNA of Gongylonema pulchrum, 840 nucleotides long. NCBI's taxonomy places the organism in Eukaryota, Metazoa, Nematoda, Chromadorea, Rhabditida, Gongylonematidae. The record is from the annotation of a GenBank genome assembly.